Molecule: messenger RNA, 4349 nt
Organism: Lytechinus pictus (painted urchin)
Lineage: Eukaryota; Metazoa; Echinodermata; Echinoidea; Temnopleuroida; Toxopneustidae
Product: glycerophosphocholine phosphodiesterase GPCPD1-like
Exons: 12
Coding region: 84-1115 (343 amino acids)
Biological process (GO): glycerophospholipid catabolic process
Molecular function (GO): glycerophosphocholine phosphodiesterase activity
Source: RefSeq, a predicted model, not a curated record
AGAAAUGAAAAACUGGAAAGCACCACACCGUUUGAUCCCAGCUUACGGCCUUCCGCAGAGUAUCCUAUGCAGUGAUUGAGCCAAUGACGAACCUGGAAGCUCAUAGCUUAGAAGUAUCCUAUACCACACACUGGAAGAGAAGGAAGAAGGCACUGAACAUCGGCCAUAGAGGAAUGGGAAGAUCACUCAAAGACCAUUCCCUUAUUACAGAUCCUAAUGCAGACCAACUGGUAUCUAUUCCUGAGAACACUAUAUAUUCCCUCAGAGAAGCUGCAGACCACGGAGCUGAUUUUGUUGAGUUUGAUGUCCACGUUACCAAGGAUGGUUUUCCUGUCCUCUUCCAUGAUUUCCAAUUCUCAUUGUGCAUGCGAGAGCCUGGGAGUUCAAAGAAUACCCAUAUCGCCAAGCUUGCCAUCAAGGAUAUGACGCUUGAUCAACUAGCUGUAAUCAGAAAACUGGCUGUUGGAAAAGGGACAACAGACUUUCUUUGUGAAACUACGACAUCAAUUGAAGAAGAUGCUCAGGCGUUUGGUGAACUGCAGAAGGCCUUGCAGACUGUUCCAGUACACUGUGGUUUUGACAUAGAAAUCAAGUACCCAAUGAUUUGUGAGAACUCUGGUCCUGAAUACGAUGGGACCCCUAUGGAUAUGAAUGAAUCGCUGGAUGCCAUCUUGAGGGUGGUCCUCAAGCACGGCGGACAGAGAAGGAUCUUCUUCUCGGCCUUCAAUCCAGACGUCUGCGCAAUGAUUCGUCUGAAGCAGUCCAAGUAUCCUGUCAUGCUAUGUAACUUUGGUCGGACCGCCCUCUACGAGUCCUACAACGACCCGAGGAGCGUGUGUGUGGAGAACUGUAUGCUGACAUCACGUGCCUAUCAGAUCUUGGGACUUUGUGGUCACUGUGAGGACUACAUCAAAGAUCCAAGUCUGGUGAAGUCUUGCCACUCAAAUAAUUUGACCCUGAUGUGCUGGGGAGAGGGCACGGUAGACCCCGUCAUCAGACAGAAGCUCUCUGAUAUUGGUGUAGAUGGUGUCAUUCACGACAGAAUGGCCAGCUAUGCUUCUGGAACCAAGAACACCUUUGAAUCUAAGAAACACGUCAAGAAUGGACAAACAUAGCAUCUACACCGAGCCCUGUACCAUAAAACUGGUUAUCAACAACUCUUGUCUAAAUUCUAUGAUAAAUUUGAUCUCGGCCAGUCAAACCGCAGGAUUUGCAUAGCUUAUAACAGUAUAAUGAAACUUUUCAUGUAUAAAUGUUUUAUGAAAUAGGGCACCGGUCAACAUGAAUCCUGUAUUGUAUCCCUCAUGUUUAGAAUAUGUGAAGUCUAUGAAUUCUGUACUUGGUGUUAGAAUGUAAAAAAUCAAUGAACAAUUAACCUAUGCAACAGUGAGGCAGACUGGCCCAAUUCAUUCAUUUCAUGUUAGAUAUUUUUGCAGUUGUGUUACAUUCAGAAAAUUUGUGACUGAUCUACCGAAAUAUGUUUCAUGUAUUAAUAUGUUAAUCACAUUACAUUGAGAUUUAUGAUGAAAAAUGAAAUAUUAAUUUGGUGAAUGUCUUGAAAUGUUUAAGACUGUUGCAACCUUUAAUGUGCCUUAUAUCUGAUAUUUCACAGAUCCAGCAUUUCACUGAAAAGUAUUAACAUUAGUAAUAAUUUUCCACAGGGUAAUGAAGCUGGUACAGAAGUAAACAUAUUUAUUUUCGUUUAUUAGAUUGAUUAGUAUUUCUUUGGGCUCAUGAACAUAAGUUUGGCAACAACAAUUAUGCAGUGCGUCCCACAAAAAGGAAAUCCAUUUUCAGAAAUAGAUUUCACAAUUAUUACAUGUGUUGUUACUGUACAAUUUGAUAUGUAUGGUAAGAGGGAGAUCUCAUCUUUAAUAUGACUCAUGGCAGAUUACAAACAGAAAAUAUUGAGGCAUGUUAGAGAUGAUUUGUGCAGAUUCACUCUCAUUUCAUAAAUGAUUAUGAUUAUUUUUACUUUUGUUGGUUUAAAUGGAUUUAUUUUAUGCUAUUUAUGAUCGCAAAAGUGUCCCCGACAAAUUUCAUUAGAAAAAACAAAGGUUUGAAAAAACAAAGAAAUACACAACAAUUUAAAAAACAAUAAAAUACAUAAGAAAGUGAUUAUAUUUUUGCAACUUUUUAGACGAUAUUUGUUAGAAAAUAAUUAGCAUUCUACUAGCUAUGUAAAUUUAGUUAAAAGCAAAAAUCAAAAUUUAGGACAAAUUUCAUACGCUUAUUUGCAUAAUUAAUUAAAAAAUAUAAACAAUUAAUUUUUUGAAAAUUUUACCAUACAGUCUUGUAGUUUACAUCCGGCUCUACGUCCGUGCAAAUUUUCGCGGCGAUCACGCGAUCAGCGGCUGAGAUCUGAGGGGGGGGGGUCACAUUGACCCCAACCCCCCCCCCCCCCCCCCCGUAUAUACCGUCUCAUAUUAGGCAUCAAAUUAUAGAGGAAUAAUUGAAUUGUAUGAUGAUGUAAAUGAAAUGUCAUCAUUCAUUUGCCUUUGAAGAAAAAAGACAUGGGAAUCCCGGUUUCCUUUCUUCUGGGACAUGGGAAUCCCAGGUUUCUUUUUCUGGGAUCUACUUUAUAAUCCUGUCAUCAAAGUGUGAACACAAACCACAUGAAUAUGAUAUCAAAUUAUUUAGGAGAAGAUACUCUUUCAGACCAUAUAUAAUAAUUAUGUGUUCAUGAAAUAUUUUUCUUUAGUUGGGGAUUUGUGAGGUGUCCUUUACUCACAUGUUCUUAUCUUUACUUGGCUCUUUCCUCAUGUUUUAAUGAUGAAGAGAGCCAUUUUAGUAAUCAUCCCCAGUCAGUUAUUAAUAAUCUGUGUAUCAAAUGAGCUGACAAAUUGAACUUGUACUGUUGAAGAUUUAUAUCACAAUCGCCUAUCAAUAGUUAAACCACAACUUCCAAACUAGAGUUUGACUUUAACCCAACUCCAGGACACGGGCCAACUGUUUUGUCCAUUUACAGGAAAACGGGACACUUUUCCCUUCUUACAUGGAUGUAGCAAAACCAGUACAAUUUUAAAUUUAAUUUGACAUUUUCUGUCACUCUAAAGGUCUCGGGACUGUGUUGAAAUACAUUUCUUUCCAUUCUAUGGUUACUAUUUUGUUUGACUAAAAAAAAUAUUACUUAACUUUUACCUCCAAGUCAACCCCAAAUUCUUAAUUGAAUGUUGUAUAGAAGAGAAUUUCUGUGCUAAAGAAAUCAAAUAUAUUUCUUCCCCCUCCCUUCCUCUCUUUUUCUCUCCUUUCUACUUCUUCAAUCUCAUCUCUGCUCAUAUUUAUUUCGACCUCAAUUUCUAGAAGUACAAUUUAAGGCUUAUUAAGGGAUCAUUAAUUUGAUUAAGCUGAAGGGAUUAUUAAUAAGCCAGUUCGUAGUUCCACUCUGCGUAUGAUCAGAAGAUUCUGCGCAUGAUCAGAGGAAGGUCAUUGGUACUUAAGUGACAUGGUGGUUUAAAAUCUAAUAUAAGCACCAACUUUGAUGUCUUGAUUAUUCAUAUUUUCUUUUGAUUUACCUCCACAAAAAACAACAAUGCGUCCUCGAACGACUGGUAUUUCAGUAUGCCAAGUACAUUGGACAGCAUGCUAUAAUUAUGCAUUCAAAGUAGAAAUGCAACAAAUACCUUCAUAGAGUGUUCAUUGGUGUGCUAUUCUAGUCACCUGGGGGGGGUUUUCACAAAGAUAUAAGUAUGACUUAGAGCCGCACUUAAAUGCAUAGUUGCGCUCGGUAUAAAAGGCUUGACCGCAUUGGUCAGCUCUUGCCAAGAGGACGCGCACUACUGCGUAUUGAUCAAUAAGAUUGCGCGUUGCAUAUCAUGUAAGCGUAGGGAUUUAAGUGCGAUUUAAGUCAUACUUAAAUCUUUGUGAAACACCCCCCCCCCCCGGUCUAUUCAAUUUCUUCAUCCUGCUAUGGAAGGCAUGCUCACGUAAUAUCUUGCUUUGAAAUCUGCCUAUCAUAGUGAAAGAAAUGACCAAAAUCGUCCAUGAAAACUACAAACUGGUCUAUUUGAACAGAGUUAUGUCAUUGUGUCCUUUUACGGGUAAUGGAUUGUUGUUUAAUUCUGAAACAUUUUAUUGCGACAUAUACACUACUGGUCAUGAUUCUUUGACUCACUAUUGCCUGUUGGAACCGGAGAAUAAUGGAUUCGGUGGACCGAAUCUAUUGUUCUCUGGUUUUGGCGGGUGGUGGUUGGUCGGGAAGUUGAGACUGAAAGUGUAACCAUGCAAUAUUGACUUCAACUUUGCAAUUUUGCCAGGUCGGUUUUUCUGCCCUUAAUUCAAUUUAUUUAAUCAUAUACACCUGUACUUUUAAUAUCACAUUGUUGUUUCAAUGUUCAUGCAUUUUAGAA